Molecule: messenger RNA, 2847 nt
Organism: Drosophila gunungcola (fruit fly)
Lineage: Eukaryota; Metazoa; Arthropoda; Insecta; Diptera; Drosophilidae
Product: hornerin
Exons: 1
Coding region: 931-2709 (592 amino acids)
Source: RefSeq, a predicted model, not a curated record
UGGAUUGGGGCUAUUUCAUCACAUGGCGCAAUUUGUGGAAAAAAUUCUCUGCUCUUUGUUUGCUCUCUAUUUUGUUUUGUUUUUUGUUUUUAGCCGACAAUCAGAGAACGACGCUAAACCCACGUAGUCGAUAGCGAAUUGUGCAAACAAAAUCCAGUUUCGUUGGUGUUCGUGAGAGAGCAAUCGGCAACAGUCGAGCCACCCUAUCGUUGAUUUUAUUGAAAUUUUAUUAAAGAUGGCGUCACAAAUGGCAAAUUAUGUAAUUAUUUUAAAUUAGUUUGCUAAGAUUUCCACAUUAAAUAGGUCAGAAAAUUAAAUGGCCAUAAUAAUAAAAAUAAAAGAAAUGUCGAUGACUAUAAUAUUUCCAUUCAAGUUAAAAGUAUUUUACUAAUGAUUAUUAUUUCGGGCUUAAGUGAUUCUUUAAGCUGAAAGCAGGUUUAAGUAAUUUGUUCCUAAAUAUAUAUGGCUCAUCUUUAAGGGCAUAAUAAGUAUAUUAUUACAUAAGGAUAGAACAUUUUCUUAAAAUCAAGGUUUUUUUUUCUGUAUGUGUCUGUAUGGGGAUUCAUGUUGGCCCAUAGGAGUUCCACUGUACCCCAAUGGCUCUCCCUUUGUCUGCGACGCAUUUUGCAGUGUUCGAGUAGUGGGGCGUUAUUGCCGCCACCCUUGCCGCUGCCGCUCAACCCACCGCCCCUCCAGUUGGCCGCUUUACCGCUCUGCUGGCGCCGCAAAGUGCCGACGAACGCCGACGGCCGGAGCGUAUAAAAAGUGCCGGCCGGCGAGGGGUUGUCAUCAGUUCCCAAGCUUUCAGCUUUGAAAAAGAGCGCCUCCCAGCGAACAGAACACCAAACAGAAAAGCAGACAAGAAAAUCCAAACAAUCCAAGACAAAACAAUAUUACACCAUCGAAGCUAAGUCGCCGAGAGAAACCAAGAUGAAAGAACUGGCCAACAUGCAGGAGCAGGAUCGGGAGCAGACUCCCCAGGAGCUGCUCGACUGCGACAUUGAGUUCGACGAGGAGCUCCCUGCUCCCAAGGAGCGGGAGGAAAGGUGUGCUCCAAGCAAGUCCUCGGACAAGCGCUACUGCAAGGCCCUCAAGAAGGUGACCAAGGUGCAGCGCAUGCUGGAGCAGGCCAUGAUCCUGCUGGCCGAGGAGGAGGCCAGGUUGCAGGACAAGGAGCAGGUAUCCAAGCCAUCCAAGAAGCAGCAGCAGAAGCAGGCCAAGAAGGACGGCAAGAAGGCCAAGAAGCUGGCAAAGAAGCUGGAUAAGAAGCUGGCCAAGGAGACGAAUAAGGCGGGUGAAAAGGUGUCCUCCGACAGCAGCUCCUCCAGCUCCUCCAGUUCCAGCUCCUCCAGCUCGAGUUCCAGUUCGUCGGAGGAGGAGGAGGAGGAUGAGCUGGUCAACUUCUACGGCUACGGCUGGGGUCGCAAUCCCUGGCGCCGAGGACCCCGUGGCCACCAUGGCUUUGGUCAUAGGUAUGGUCAUGGUCAUGGUAUUGCCCACAAGCAUGGCCACAAGCAUGGCCACAAACAUGGGCGCAAGCAUGGCCACAAACAUGGUCAUGGACCUGGUCAUCAUGGUCAUCAUAGUCGUCCCGGACAUCACCAUCACUUGGGACCCCACUUUGGACCCCAUUUUGGACCCCACGGUGGACCCCAUUUUGGACCCCACGGUGGACCCCAUUUUGGACACCAUUUCGGACCCCAUCCCUUUGACUGCGACAGGCGGUCCUGCAUGAGUCCUUGGCAGGAUCAGAGACAGUUUUUUCGGUGGAUGGGCCUGCCGUGGGCCCUGGACAAUGCCGCGGCCUGCCGGAGGAGCCGAUCGCUGCCUAGACCUGGGCACGACCAUCGUGGAGAUCUCGGAUUCGCGUUCGGAUUCGGACCGGGAUACGGAUACGGACAUGGCCACCCGUGUCGACCACAUGACCGUCGAGUAGAGAGAUCCCUCUCCCGUUCUGGUUCCCAUUCGCGGGGGGAGAAGAAGUGCAGGGUCAAGAGAUCCAAAUCCAGUUCCAGCUCUAGCUCCAGCUCCAGUACCGAGAAUGAGAAGAAGACCAAGAAGGGCAGGGGCAAGUGCAGGGGAAGGGGCGGGAGGCAGCCCUCCUCUUCCAGCUCCUCCUCGAGUUCCAGCUCCUCAUCGAGUUCCAGCUCCAGUUCGGAUAGUGAAGUGCAGAUGAGGCACAGGCGCGGCCAUCACGGUCACAGGCAUCAUUUUGGACCUCCGCAUGGCCAUCACUUUGGGCCGAAUCCGGGACACCAUGACCAUCUCUUUGGGCCUCAUCCUUUACACCAUGGCCAUCACUUUGGGCCUCUUCCCGGACACCAUGGCCAUCACUUUGGGCCUCCCCACCAAGGCCUGCAUUUCGAUUCGCAUCAUGGACCUCAUCACCGCAGGCUGGAGUUUCCCACUAAAGGAGCACUCUUCGGCAGCCCUUUCUUCCACCAUGGACCGACCACUGAAGGACCUCCGCCAGCCAUUCCCUUUGGAGGACCACCAGCCGAGGGCCUAGAUCGUCGCGGUCGUUCACUAUCGCGAUCACGAUCCCAACGCCAGAGGGAGCAGCAGAGAUCCCAUUCCAGGGGUCAGGAAAAGUGCGGAAAGGGCAAGGAGAACGCAGGCCAGGACAAGGAAAAGGAAAAGUGCAAGAAGGGCAAAAAGAAGCACGGAAAACAUGGUCAUGGAAAGCAUCAUGGACCCCAUCGUGGUUAGGCUUUCGCGCUCUGGCAUUUAAGACCAACAUCAAAAUUCCUUCAAUGUACUUUCAAUGUGUAUGUUGUAACACAUUGUAUUUAUAUACCCCCAAAAAAGCUUUAUUAUUGUAUACAAAAAAAAACAUUUAAAAUUAUA